Molecule: messenger RNA, 5223 nt
Organism: Aureobasidium namibiae CBS 147.97
Lineage: Eukaryota; Fungi; Ascomycota; Dothideomycetes; Dothideales; Saccotheciaceae
Exons: 2
Coding region: 1-5223 (1740 amino acids)
Cellular component (GO): Swr1 complex
Molecular function (GO): histone binding; ATP hydrolysis activity; ATP binding
Source: RefSeq, a predicted model, not a curated record
AUGGAGAUUGAGGGGGUCACCCAACACGAGGGCGCCCGUGAUGGCCACGAAAGCCCCAGUCCGCCUCCGCCCGAUAUCCAUCAAAACACGAAUAAUCACGACAACUCCGCCAAACAUACCCAACAACAUGUCGACGACUCCCCCACGCCCGAUUCAGAUCUUACCGACGACACGAAGCCUGUUCCCGCCGUCGACAAUGCCGCUCUCGACUCCGACUCUCCCCUCAGCUCCGAAGACGACUUAGAUUUAGGCGCGACUGAUCGCCCUUCGACACCACCUGCUACAAACUCCAAGAAGCGCAAGCUUGCCGAAUCUGCCUCAAGAUCACCAUCUGCACCGAAGCCUAUAUCGCCGCCAUGGAAGUCGUUCGCUGCAGAGGGUCCCACCACAAUCCUGGACAAUGGAAAGAGAAGAUCUGGUCGUGUCAAUGCUCCAGCCCCUCCUGUCUUUGAAAAGGCCACGCCAAAGUCAAAGAAGCCUGUCGCCAAGACAUCAGCAAGCAAAGGUUUGGUCUUGAAGAAUGCUCAAACUGCUCAACAGACAAUUCAGUCCAAGCCAAAGGAAACUCCUGUUCCCAAGCGCGAGAAGACUCCACCACGUCCAUCUCGUGUCUCCGCCCGGAUCAAGCUUCUCGAAGCCUCACCCGAAAUCGUCAAGAAAGAGGAACUUAUUCCGCCUUCACAAUCUCCACAAGCAAAGCGCAAAGCUGGCCGUCCACCCAAAGCCGAGGCUCAACCUUCGCAAGAGUCGCAACCACCUGCUUCGUCUGACAGCGCUGCCUUGACACCGCGGAUCAAGCUCAAGCUAAAGCGACCACAAUUCUCCUUUGUACCCCGUCAUCCGAGUCAUGUUGUCAAUCCGCCGUUGUUCCAGUCUUUCGACGACAUCAUCGCCCACUACGACCAAAAGAGCAAGGAAGCCACAGUCGAACAAGCACCCGAGGAGCGAGCUGAGAAAGAAGCUGUGGCACGCCUGAGAAUCUUAGAAGCUGCACAGCCGGGCGGUCCCCUGAGCGAGGAGAAAAGUUCACUAUACUUACCAGAUGAUCAGAAAGAGCCCGCGCAACAAUACAACCACUGGGACCAUCUAUGGACGCAUGGCGCCUUUUUCAGGUCUCUCAUGGACAAGGAGAAACGUGCGCAUAUGGACAGUGCCAAAAGAGUCGCAUACGCUUGCUUGGCGAAAUGGAAAGAGAGGCAACCUCAGACUGAAGAAGAGAAGGAGAAGCAAGAGAAUGAAUGGUACAAGCUCAUUUAUCGCCAGACUGUCAAGGACAUUCAACGAAAAUGGGAACUGGUUGGUGCCGAGAUCGAUCGCCGAAGGGCAUUGCGUUACGAGGAAGAGCAAAGGAUUGAACGAGAACUUAAAAUGCAGAGCAUGCUUGAGAAGUCGACAAAUCUCCUCGACAAACGCCGUGCACUCCUGGAUUCUGGCUUGUCUGUAGAUGGCGAUGACGACGAUGAUAUCAGUCUCAGCGAGGGUGUUUCUGAUGAUGGAGAAGGAUCGAAUACAUCUGUUCAGGACCUCGAUGAAGACCACCGCAUGACCUCGUCCGAAUCUGAAGGAAGCGAUGACGAGGAAGGCGAAGACGACGACGUCAACUUGUCUCCAGAAGCCUUACGUCGGAAAUACAGUAACAUACCAGACUUGCCGCAGGAACAAUCUGAGGAUGAUGCUAGCGACAUGGACGUCGAUGAAGACCAAGGUUCAGUAGCGGGAGACAUUAGGACAAAUGAUCUAGACGAAAACGACGAUGACGAGCCUGCGAUCGAUGACGCGGAAGAUAACGACAAACAUAUUCAAGAGGAGCGAGACUAUUCAAAGAUUCAGCUGGAUGAGGUGGAUGAUGCUCUUCUUGAUGACAGCGAUGAAUCUACCAAUAUGAGCGACGAAGAUAUGAGCGAUGAGGAAGAAGAUGAUGAGAACGACGAAGAAGAGGAGGGAGACGAGAGUGAGAGCGAAGAUGACGGCGGUCUGCUUGGCUUCUUUGGCGGACGCAAAGCUCUUGCGAAAGAUAUCCAGACAAUUUCAGGCGUUGAAGUGUCUGAAGACGCGGAGUCAAUCGAAGAGCGGCAAGAUGAGGAAGCUGAGAUCGCUCAAAUCAAUAACGAUCAUGCUGAACAAGCCAAGCCCAGAGAGACGAACGGCGUCUCUGAUGAGGACGCUGAUUCUGGAACCCAAGAACAACUCGGUCUGGAUGCGUCCGAAUCUAUGGAGGUUGACGAGAGCUCGGCUGUCGUGACGCCGCUCGAAGACGGCCUCAAGGUGCCCUCCGCCAAGCCUGCAGAGUCGCAAGACGGACUCGAGCAAGGAACGGUGGCCUCUGCGCAUCAAGAACAUCCGCAAUCAUUGUCAGUCGAUAUGGACAAUACUGAGGAUAUUGAACCUCACAAGCUUCACGCCCAUUCCCUUAGCCCUCAUCACAACAUGCUAUCAGCAGACUCGCACGCAGGUGACAGAAGCAGUCAAACAUCUCCCAAAGAUGACACCACCAUCGAACCCACUGAAGCCGAAUCCACCACUAGUGUUGAUCUGGACGAGGCUGACAGAAUGUCUGAAACUAGCGACACACCUCAGCCUGGGAAGUCUUCAAAGGUCAAAAUUCCUUCUCUGCUUAGAGGCACGCUGAGAGAAUACCAGCACGAAGGUCUCGACUGGCUUGCAAAACUUUAUGCCAACCAGACGAAUGGUAUCCUUGCUGAUGAGAUGGGUCUUGGAAAGACGAUCCAGACAAUCGCUCUCUUGGCUCACCUCGCGGAGGAGCAUCACAUCUGGGGUCCUCAUUUGAUCGUGGUACCCACUUCAGUCAUCCUCAACUGGGAGAUGGAGUUCAAGAAGUUCUUGCCGGGCUUCAAGGUUUUGUCAUACUACGGUUCUGUUGAGGAAAGAGCGCAAAAGAGAAAAGGCUGGAGCAAUCCCGAUAUCUGGAACGUUGUCAUCACUUCCUAUCAACUCAUCUUGAAGGACUUGCCGGCCAUCAGAGUUCCAGAGUGGCAUUAUAUGAUCUUGGACGAAGCUCACAACAUCAAGAACUUCAACUCUCAGCGUUAUCAGGCCAUGAUCAGACUCAAGACACAUGCUCGUCUGCUGUUGACUGGUACACCACUUCAAAACAGUAUCAUCGAGCUGUGGUCGCUUCUCACUUUCCUGACUGCUGGCCAAGACGGUCAAGGUAUGGGUGAUCUCGAGGAGUUCACAGAGUGGUUCCGCAGACCUGUUGACGAGAUCUUUGUUGACGGCAAGAGCAAGCUUGGCAACGAAGCUCAAGACAUCGUCAACAAGUUGCAUCACUCGCUUCGCCCGUACCUCUUGCGCCGUCUCAAGUCCUCAGUUGAGAAACAACUUCCAGGCAAAUACGAACAUACCGUAAUCUGCAGACUGUCAAAACGUCAACGUCAGCUUUACGAUGCGUUCAUGGGUCUUUCCGACACCAAGGCCAAGUUGACAUCAGGCAACAUGAUCAGUGUAUCACAAGCAUUGAUGUCGUUGAGAAAGGUGUGCAAUCAUCCAGACCUGUUUGAAGAACGUCCUAUCGUUACUUCAUAUGCCAUGAAGAAACCCUACACGCGCCAACCUCGGUCCAUUGCAGCAGACUUUGAGAUCACGGACUUGUUUCUGCGGAGGAAAAUGCUUUACGAAGAUCCUCAUGAGGUGCUUGACCUGAAUUUUCUCAGUCUUAACUUGACAAGCCGAGAAUCGAGAUCAAGGUACCAUGUCAGACGCAGCAAGCAACUCAGAGCUAGUAGGGCAAUGGAUCAGAUCGUACGCAGAGAAGUCGAGAGACUAGGGACCGCGUCUCUCGACAGUUCUUCGUUCACUUCAGUCAUUGGUAAACAGAAUCACAUGACUGCGAUGGACAAGCUGAAUCGCCUGCGCCAGUGCGCUUUCCUCACCGAACAGCGAACAGAGUUUGCUCCAGUCUAUGGCACUGAUCUUGUUGAGAGAUGUACGACAUAUACGACAGAUCGUCUGCGACAAUCACCUCCCCAAGACAAGGUCCUGCAUUCAGAGUGGUAUCUUGACUCUUCUUCUCUGAUCCACGACAUGGUCAAGAGCGUUGAUCAGCGAUCUGCAGCGAUGAACACACUCAUCCGCAAGUUUGCGUGCAUCACUCCCAAUGCCGUGGCCAACGACCUUCUGCCAUACAUGGUUCCACGCAACACAAUCUACAAUGUUCAGUCAAUUUCACAGUCUCCAGAGCCAGACGCUUUCCAUGAAUCGCGCGUGCGCCUAUCCAUCGCAUUCCCAGACAAGCGUCUACUCCAAUACGAUUGCGGCAAGCUCCAACGCCUCGCAGACCUCCUCCGCGAGCUACAGUCCCGCGGCUCCCGCGCCCUGAUCUUCACACAAAUGACCUCCGUGCUUGACAUCCUUGAACAAUUCCUCAACAUCCACGGAUAUCGCUACCUGCGCCUCGACGGUAGCACAAAGAUCGAGCAACGCCAAGACAUGAUGGAGCGCUUCAACCGCGACACGCGCAUCGAUGUAUUCAUUCUGUCCUCACGCUCAGGCGGAGUAGGCAUGAACUUGACCGGUGCCGAUACAGUCAUUUUCUACGAUCUAGACUGGAACCCGCAAAUGGAUAAGCAGUGUCAAGACCGUGCUCACCGUAUUGGUCAAACCCGCGAUGUGCAUAUCUACAAAUUUGUCAGCGAACACACUAUCGAAGUCAACAUCUUGCGCAAGUCCAAUCAGAAGAGAUUGCUCGAUGAAGUUGUGAUUCAAGAGGGAGAAUUCACGACUGACUACUUCAAUGCUCCUGCCGCGAGCGUCGACGACGAAGCUAUGGGCGAUGCUUUCGCAGGCGCGGCUGUGGAAAGAGUAUUCGGCAACAACGUCGGCGAACACAAUGUUCAGAAAGUGCUGGAGGCAGUCGAAGACGCAGAAGAUGUUGCUGCCGCCCAUGCCCAACAAAAAGAAGGUCAAGCUGACGACUUUGAUUUCGACGCUGCUGCCAAUACCAAUAACAAUACCACUGCAAACCCCAGCAGAGACUCUCGAACACCGAAAACGAGUGUGCCGCCUACGCCUGCUGAGCCUGCUGAUAUCAUGGACGUCGACGAGGCAGAUGCAGAGGAAGUCGCGCAUGUGGAUACUUAUAUGCUCGGCUUCUUGGACUGGGCACUCAAGGAUGUCAAAUACAUUCCUCCUCCUGACAAAAGCAGGAGGGGUAGGUUGGACAAAAACGGGAGAGAUCGAAGUCAUCGUCCGCGUGUACGAUAG